AUGAAUUACCUCCGGCAGGCCCUUGACGAGACAAGCGCCAGCUAUCAAAGCUGCGUCGGUCAACUUGCAUCAGUGAGGGACAAGGUGGGCACUGGAGAGCUCAGCCUCAAGGAGGAAUACGGACAAGUACGAAGCAUUGCAGAGAAGCGUCUCAAGGCCUUCUCGGAGUCUGCUUGCCGGCAGAACUUUGGGGAGCCGCAGGGGUUGGCAGGCGAAGCCGCCAGUGGGCUGCGAUUGACAGGCGGAGAAGGUGGGCAGCGAACUGCAGGCAGCAGAGAAGGUGGGCAGGACGUCGGCGGAGAGGUGGGCCGAAAAAGUGGGCAGGACGAGCUUCCGGGGGGGCGGGAUGAAGUACGUCGGGAUAGGCGGCCUAGAGGGGGCAAAGGGUCGAAAGUAGAAGGCGACAGGCGCAAGAGGAGGUGCGGACAUGAAAGUCAUCAAGGGUACAAUUUUCAGAUCGGGAUCAGCACCGAGGCCGCAGACUCCUGGAACUUGGGAAAAGUGGGGAAACUUGGGGUGAACCCUGACGGUGGAGCGGCAAUCUUUUGCAGCUGCGGCAUCUGCAUCAAGAUGGCGUCUGAGUGCGAGUGCGAUUGUGCCACGUGUGUGAGUGGGUGGAUUUUCAGAGAGCAAGGACUGCUCUUGACGCCGAAUGAAUUCGAGGUUCACGUGGGAAAGGGACACAUGAAGAAUUGGAAGAAAAGUCUCUACAUCGGCGCCGAGAGAGUCUUCGAGUGGGCGUCCAAAACUGAGCGCGAUGACAUGCAGAGGCGCCUGCGAAGCAACUUCUGUAAACUGAAGGGAAUCGUGUAG
Klebsormidium nitens is the source of this 813-nucleotide messenger RNA. NCBI's taxonomy places the organism in Eukaryota, Viridiplantae, Streptophyta, Klebsormidiophyceae, Klebsormidiales, Klebsormidiaceae. The record is from the annotation of a GenBank genome assembly.